GGAUGAAGGCAAGCUCUCACAAGAAGUAAUCCUUUUCGUCUCCUCGAUGGCAAGCAUCGAUCACCAGAGCCUAGGCCUAGCAUCCAGUGCCCUCAGCUUGGUGCAGCCGCAAUCCAGCAGAGGCGAGGUAGCAUGUUCGCCGCUUCAUUCCCUUUAGCUCGGACGGCAGCGGAAGCAAGGUAGCGGACCGCCGGCCAUGAGAGUUUCUCCUCCCCCCUCCUCGCUGGCCAUGAGAGAAAUGAGAGUUUCUCCUUCUCCUGCCGCCUCCUCGCCGUGCGUGCAUGGCCACGGAGGCAAGGUGGCCGCCUGUCUCGCGUUGGUUACCUUCAUGGUGGUCGCCUUGGAUGCCGGCACCGGAGCUUCGUCCUGGUUCGUUUCUUCCUCGUCUUCUCCUCCAGGCCUUCUCUCCUCCUUGCGGCCAACCGCGAGGGGCGGCGGCAAUGGGGACGCGGCCCCUCUCCUGGCGGCCUCCAGGUCCAGCUAUGCUGCUGCCGGCGGCAAGAACAGCACCGCCAAGGCGGCGCUCUUCCGGGAAGAUGCCGCCGGCAGCGACCCGGAGGUGGCUUCUUUCCUGAAGGCUGACUCCGGCCACGUCGACGGCCCGCCGCCGCCUAAUAUCUCGGUCGCGCCGGCGCCGGCUCCGGAAAGUGGAUUUGACGAUGCCCCUAGCCCCGAUGGCACGGUUGAAGUAAGGGUGCCGCUAAUGCAGAGGAGUGUGGAUGUAAAACUGGAGAGGUUGGAACUUAGUCUCGCGAAAGCCCGUUUAGUGAUAAGGGAAGCUAUCCAAAACAAGGACACGCGUCCUCCACUAACCGACAGGGAUUAUGUGCCGGUUGGACCGGUGUAUAGGAAUGCAAAUGCAUUUCACAGGAGCUACUUGGAGAUGGAAAAGUUGUUCAAGGUAUACGUGUACGAAGAAGGCGAGCCACCGGUGUUCCACGACGGUCCGUGCCGCAGCAUAUACUCAUCGGAGGGCAGAUUCAUAUUUGCCAUGGAGAUGGAGAACCGGAUGCGCACGAGGGACCCCGAGCUUGCCCAUGUCUUCUUCCUUCCCUUCAGCGUCGUCAAGAUGGUGAAGAUGAUCUACGAGCCGAGUUCGCGUGAAAUGGAGCCGCUGCGCCGGACUGUCUCGGACUACAUUGACGUUCUCUCGACCAAGUACCCGUACUGGAACAGGAGCCUUGGUGCGGACCAUUUCAUGCUCUCCUGCCACGAUUGGGGGCCAUAUGUGUCGUCGGCGAACGACCGUCUCUUCUCCAACUCCAUCCGCGUGCUGUGCAACGCCAACACCUCGGAGGGCUUCAACCCUUCGAAGGACGUGUCGCUGCCGGAGAUCAACCUCCGGACCGACAUCGUUGAAGAUCAGGUUGGCGGGCCGUCAGCAUCACGCCGCCCCAUCUUGGCCUUCUUCGCUGGCGGUGACCAUGGCCCCGUUCGUCCACUGCUCCUGCAACACUGGAAGGGCAAGGAUGCAGACGUGCAGGUGAGCGAGUACCUGUCCCGGGGCGUGUCCUACAUCAACGUGAUGCGGCGGAGCAAGUUCUGCCUGUGCCCCAGCGGGUACGAGGUGGCCAGCCCGAGGGUGGUGGAGGCCAUCUACUUGGAGUGCGUGCCGGUGAUCAUCGGCGACGACUACGUGCUGCCCUUCAGCGACGUGCUCAACUGGCCCGCCUUCUCGGUGCGGGUCGCCGUGGCGGACAUACCCAACCUCAAGACCAUCCUCGCCGGCGUGUCUCCGCGGCAGUACAUACGAAUGCAGCGCCGGGUGAGGACCGUGCGCCGGCACUUCAUGGUCAACGGCCCGCCGCGCCGGUUCGACAUCUUCCACAUGAUCCUGCACUCCAUCUGGCUCAGGAGGCUCAACAUCAGGCUCCAUGGACAAGACUGAGAUAUUCUUGGGUUUCCCUUCUUUUAGGGAGCGGUCUAACAAGCAGUCAACUGGUUUGUUUGUGUCCAGGCCAAAUUUCCUGUCCAGUUGUGAUUUGACACAUUUCAACCGACCUAGUUUUGCAUGGUAAAUAUUUUUGUUUGGUUUGGAUAAA
This is a messenger RNA of Hordeum vulgare subsp. vulgare (domesticated barley), 2042 nucleotides long. RefSeq names its product probable glycosyltransferase At5g03795. The transcript has 4 exons. The coding region runs from base 197 to 1888 and encodes 563 amino acids. The record is from RefSeq and is a predicted model, not a curated record. Gene Ontology annotation, molecular function: glycosyltransferase activity. Lineage: Eukaryota; Viridiplantae; Streptophyta; Magnoliopsida; Poales; Poaceae.